AACCUUUGACAACAAAAUGUGACGUGGCUAGAAUUGUGGGGCAGAAAAAGUAAACAAGAAAACCUGCUGCAUUUUGGAGAAGUUAGAUGUUUUUAACGCUUAGCUACAGAAGUAUAAACUGUAAUACAGGAGGGUAAUUGUUUUGUUUCAGGAAAGAAACAACAAGAAGGCUAAUACCUGCUAACACUUAAGGUAUGCUCUGAGACAUUGGUAAGAUGUCAGACGGUGAAGCUUCUGGAGCAGCAGCUGUGGAAGCUCCUGAGAUGCAGGACGCUUCUCCCGCUGGAACACCAGACAGCUCCUCCCCAUCCACACCUGACAUCUCCACCGACGUAGCCCCGACCAGGAAAGCCAGGAGGAAAACAGCAGCCAAGCCCAAAGCUGAAGUCGAGGAGGAGCCCAAGGCAGAGGAGCAGCCAGCAAAGACGCCCAGUGAGUCCACUGUGUCUCAGGGGGGUUGGGGAUACUGGGGCAGCUGGGGCAAAUCCAUUCUGACCACAGCAACGGCCACAGUGGCCACCGUGGGCCAGGGGCUCACUCAGGUGAUCGAGAAGGCAGAGACGUCUUUGGGAAUCCCGAGUCCGACCGAACUGUCAGCCCAGGCUCCAGAAGAACAGAAACACGAGGGCGAGUCCAGCGGCGAGGAGGAGCGUGCUGCGAGCGACGGGUCAUCAUCAGCAGUGGGGGGUGCAAUGGAAAUGUUGUCGUCUCUCACCAACGUGGUCCACAUAACCGGGAAGACGGUGAUUAGCGGAGGUCUGGACGCUCUGGAGUUCAUCGGGAAGAAGACCAUGGAUGUGAUAGCUGAAGGUGACCCCGGCUUCAAGAAGACCAAAGGACUGAUGAGCAGGAACGCCACUCUGUCACAGGUGUUGCGGGAGGCGAAGGAGCGAGAGGAGCUGCAGACGACAGAAAAAGACUCCUCAGACUCUGAGAAGAAGGUGGUGGCACACUACGGGAUGCUGUUCGAUGAGUAUCAGGGUCUGUCACACCUUGAAGCUCUGGAGAUUCUGUCCCGGGAGAGCGAAUUAAAGGUGAAGUCCGUGUUGACGACUCUGUCAGGAGACGAGCUGGUCCAGCUCAGAGCCGAGCUGGGCCGGAUCAAAGACUUGUUCUCCAUGAUGGAGUUUGACGAGGAGGACGUUGACGAGAACAAAGAUGAAGACGGGGCGGAGUUUGAGCAGGAGUUGAUGGAAGCUCUGGAGGGUCUGAGUGUUUCUGCCACAGCUGACAAACUCAGCAAGGCCUGCAAGAAGACUUGCGUCUCCAUCAAGGACAUGAACAAACCUCAGAGUGAUGAAGACGGCGAUGAAGAGCUGAAGAGAACACACUCUGUGGAGGAGGUUCACGGCGCGGCCAUCAGGAGUCUGGCUGAGCUGACGGCCCGGUCCAUCGAGCUGUUCCACAAACUGGCUGAGAUGAUCCUGUCCUCCACCGGCAGCACCGAGGCCGGCGUCUUGUCCCAAUUAACUGUCGUCCUGUGUAAAGAAAUCUCACUGCUGUCCAAGAAGUUCACUUCCUGUUUGACCACGGUGGGGAGCGCUGAGAAGGGCGACGUCCUGAACCCGCUCAUAACCGGAGUGUUUCUGGAGGCGUCCAACAGCGCGUCUUACAUCCAGGACGCCUUCCAGCUCCUCAUGCCCGUCCUGGAGCUCUCCCACAUCCAGAGGAGAGCAGGGACCUCGGAGCAGUGACCAGGUGGGAGACCUCACCCGCUGCCGCCGUGACGACGGGACUCUCCCAGCACAGAACUGACGCGUCGUUUCGUAACUUUUAAACGUAAAAUAAUCCUUUCUGUGUGGAAGGAGAAGCAGGUUUCUGUCAGUGUUGAUCUUUUAUUUUGAAGGGCAGUCGGUGGAUGUGUUUCAGUCCAGACGAACUGGUUCUGGAUCUGCAUCUUCUGAGACCAGCAGAAAAGAAAAGUAAAGGGCAAGAAGCAGCUCGUUGUUCUGCUUUUAACGUGUUCAGAUCUGCCUCAAACAGCACUUUGUUUAUGAAAGAACACUUUGUUUCAAGGAAUAAAUCACCAGAAUUAAAUGUUUCAAUAAAAAUUCAUCUAAUGCUCUUUCCUG
This is a messenger RNA of Nematolebias whitei (Rio pearlfish), 2072 nucleotides long. RefSeq names its product family with sequence similarity 114 member A2 (gene fam114a2). The record is from RefSeq and is a predicted model, not a curated record. Bases 216 to 1694 code for a protein of 492 amino acids. The transcript is spliced from 14 exons. NCBI's taxonomy places the organism in Eukaryota, Metazoa, Chordata, Actinopteri, Cyprinodontiformes, Rivulidae.